AUGUUCUUACCCGUACUAUUAUUCUUUAUCUAUUUACCACAAUUACAGGCAACAAUUCCCUAUGAUGGAAUCAUUCAUCGAUCAACUGAUGGUAGUUCUUAUGCAUAUCUCUCUCCACCAAGACCAGGAAAUCAUGCAUCAUUUAUUGAACAGAUGACACCAAGUGGUACACUAGCUGUUGCUUGGUUUACAGGUGGUGAAAAUUCACCAAAUUGUUCAAUAUCAGUAUCACUUUUAGAAGUUGGAUCACAACAAUUUACUCCUGGUGUUAUUGUAAGUGAACGUGUUAAUUAUUCAAAUCAAAAUCCAGUGCUUUUCUGGGAUAAUGAAACACAAAUAUUACAUUUAUAUCAUUCAUCACAAUUAGGUAAUGCAGGUGAAACACAUUCUGAAAUAUGGCAUGUACAAAGCAAAGAUCGAGGUGCAAUCUGGUCAACUCCUAAAUCUUUCUAUACAAUACCAGGUGCUUUUGAUCGUAAUCGUAUUAUUUCGACGUGGAAAAACGAUGGCAUUAUUUUUCCAUGUUAUAAUACAUCAACAAAUUCGGGUUAUUCAUUUAUACUUCGAUCAAACUUUAUCACUUCAACUUGGACACGUACUGAUAUUCCAACGACUACUAAUCUUGUUCAACCGUCGAUUGUUCGUUUGACUAACUCCACACAAUUGCGAGCAUUUUUUCGUGAUCGAAAUGCUAUAUCAAUAUAUUAUGCUGAUAGUAAUGAUGAUGGAUUAACAUGGACAACAGUAAAACCUACAUGUUUGCCAAAUAAUAAUGCAGGCAUUGAAGCAUAUACAUUAAAAGCUGGAACUUUAAUUAUGGCAUUCAAUAAUCAUAAUGGAACAUAUCAACCAAGGUCACCAUUAACAGUUGCACUUUCUUAUGAUAAUGGAUUAACAUGGCCAUAUCAAAGAAAUAUUCAAAUUCAUGAUGACGAUAAUAAUACACAAAUUGGAGAAUAUUCAUAUCCAUCAUUAUUACAAAGUCUUUGGAGUGGAAGUGAUGAUAAUGAUAUUCAUUUAGUAUACACAUAUGAUAGAAAAACAAUUAAAUACGUUCGAUUUAAUGAAAAAUGGAUUAAAGAACAAUGA
This is a messenger RNA of Rotaria sordida, 1089 nucleotides long. NCBI's taxonomy places the organism in Eukaryota, Metazoa, Rotifera, Eurotatoria, Philodinida, Philodinidae. The record is from the annotation of a GenBank genome assembly.